AUGAGAAUCUAUCAAUGUCAUUUCUGCUCUUCACCAGUAUAUCCAGGUCAUGGGAUAAUGUUUGUUCGUAAUGAUGCGAAAGAAUUCAGAUUUUGCCGUUCUAAAUGUCACAAAGCAUUCAAACAACGUCGUAACCCAAGAAAGUUGAAAUGGACCAAGGCUUUCAGAAAAGCUGCUGGUAAGGAACUGGCUGUGGACUCUACGUUGACUUUUGCCCAAAGAAGAAACGUCCCAGUUAGAUACAAUAGAGAGUUAGUCUCUACCACGUUGAAGGCUAUGGCUAGAAUUGAACAAAUUAGAUUGAAACGUGAAAGAGCAUUCUACAAGAACAGAAUGAGAGGCAACAAGGAAAGAGACUUCUUAAGAGAUAAGAAGUUGGUGGAAUCUAACCCAGAAUUAUUGAAGAUGAGAGAAGUUGAAAUCGCCAAUAAGUUAGCUAAGGAGCAAGAAGAAGAAGUAGAAAUAAGCGAAGAAGAAGAAGAAGAAGAAGAAAUGGAAAUUGACAGUGAAGAAGAGGAAGAAGAAGAAGAAUUACAAAAGCAAAAGAUCUUAUUGAAAAACAAGAGAAGAACUUCAAAGAAAAUUGCAUUUUAA
This is a messenger RNA of Kazachstania africana CBS 2517, 594 nucleotides long. It is a transcript of the gene RLP24, whose product is annotated as ATPase-activating ribosome biosynthesis protein. The transcript has a single exon. Lineage: Eukaryota; Fungi; Ascomycota; Saccharomycetes; Saccharomycetales; Saccharomycetaceae. Gene Ontology annotation, cellular component: nucleolus. The record is from RefSeq and is a predicted model, not a curated record. The coding region runs from base 1 to 594 and encodes 197 amino acids. Gene Ontology annotation, biological process: ribosomal large subunit biogenesis.